AUGUCAGAAGACAAAGAAGUCAAGCCAGUUCACGGCAUGUUCGUGGUUCCAGCUCCGCCAGCGUUUGACUUCGACCGAACGUCCGAAUGGCCUCCCUGGAUCCAACUAUUCGACGACUACCGCUUUGCCUCUGGCUUAAAUGAGCGAAGUGAAGAAGCGCAAGUCCGGACUCUACUCUACACAAUGGGCAGGCAAGCGAAAGAGAUCUUUUCGACCUUCACACUAUCUGAACAACAGCAGAAGCAGUAUGAAGUCGUCAGAAAAAAGUUCGACAAUCACUUCGUGGCCGCACAGAACCUCGUUUACGAGAGCCCAUGUUUUCACCGACGCAUACAACAACCAGGCGAGUCAGUCGACCAAUUCAUCACCGCGUUGCACACACUGGCGGACCGGUGCGACUACAAGGAAAAGGAACGCAUGAUCCGCGACCGGUUUGUAGUCGGCCUCAGUGAUGCCAAGCUCUCGGAGUCUCUGCAAAUGGAUGCAAAUCUUACACUCGCCAGUGCUUUGGCAAAAGCUCGCUUGAAGGAGACCGUCCAACGACAGCAGCAACAGCUGCGAGAAACCAGCGACGAACCUUCGGCAGCGCCAGCCAGCAACCUUGACGCGGUCAAUAAACAACGGCAGCCCCGAAAGAAUUCUUCAGGACAGCGUUCCGGCACCUCGUCAAGGACCAGUGCACCGGUCACACAAGGUCAACGCACCACACCACAGUCCUACCGACCUCUCACAUCCAGUUCAUGCCCCGACUGCGGUCAAGGAGAGCACCCGAGGACCUCCUGCCCGGCACGAGCUGCGAAAUGCAACUACUGCGGUUGUUCCGGACAUUUUGCAGUGGUGUGUCGGAAGAAGGCUGCAGGCGAGCGAAAGAAGCCGCUCAACAAAACGUGGAAAGUGUGA
Rhipicephalus microplus (southern cattle tick) is the source of this 900-nucleotide messenger RNA. RefSeq lists its product as uncharacterized. The record is from RefSeq and is a predicted model, not a curated record. NCBI's taxonomy places the organism in Eukaryota, Metazoa, Arthropoda, Arachnida, Ixodida, Ixodidae.